Cygnus atratus (black swan) is the source of this 2277-nucleotide messenger RNA. RefSeq names its product junctophilin 2 (gene JPH2). The coding region runs from base 1 to 2151 and encodes 716 amino acids. Gene Ontology annotation, cellular component: junctional membrane complex; endoplasmic reticulum membrane; sarcoplasmic reticulum. The record is from RefSeq and is a predicted model, not a curated record. The transcript has 6 exons. NCBI's taxonomy places the organism in Eukaryota, Metazoa, Chordata, Aves, Anseriformes, Anatidae.
AUGAGCGGAGGCAGGUUCGAUUUCGAUGAUGGAGGCGCCUACUGCGGAGGCUGGGAAGGGGGCAAAGCCCACGGGCACGGCAUCUGCACCGGCCCCAAGGGUCAGGGCGAGUACUCGGGCUCCUGGAACUACGGCUUCGAGGUGGUGGGCAUCUACACGUGGCCCAGCGGCAACACCUACGAAGGGUACUGGUCCCAAGGCAAGAGGCACGGCUUGGGAAUCGAGACCAAAGGGCGGUGGGUUUACAGGGGCGAGUGGACCCACGGCUUUAAGGGACGGUACGGCACGAGGCAGAGCAUGAGCAGCGGAGCCAAGUAUGAAGGUACCUGGAAUAAUGGCCUGCAGGACGGCUACGGCACCGAGACGUACGCUGAUGGAGGAACCUACCAGGGCCAGUUCACCAACGGCAUGCGGCACGGCUACGGCGUGCGGCAGAGCGUGCCCUACGGCAUGGCGUCGGUGGUGCGCUCCCCGCUGCGCACCUCCCUGUCCUCCCUGCGCAGCGAGCACAGCAACGGCACCCUGCCGCAGCAGGACUCCCCCGCCGCCCACCCCGAGAGCCUGCCCGUCUCGCCCACCAUCACCCGCGGGGGCUUCGCCCUCAGCCUCUACGCAGACGCCGAGGCCGGCAAGCCGAAGAAGGGGGGGCUCUUCCGCAGGGGCUCCCUGCUGGGGAAGCUGAAGAAGUCCGAGUCCAAGUCGUCGCUGGCCAGCCAGAAGAGCCGCGUCAGCUUCCUCAAGAGCGAGAGCGGGAUCAGCUCGGCCGCCAGCGACGCCACCUCCACCGUCAGCCUGGGCGAGGGUGCCGAAGGCGAGGAGUACCCCCCCUUCGAGUCCGACAUCGACGCCACCACCACGGAGACCUACAUGGGCGAGUGGAAGAACGACAAGCGCUCGGGCUUCGGCGUCAGCGAGCGCUCCAGCGGGCUCAAGUACGAGGGCGAGUGGCUGGACAACCUGCGGCACGGCUACGGCUGCACCACGCUGCCCGACGGCAAGAAGGAGGAGGGCAAGUACCGCCACAACGUCCUCGUCAAGGGCAUGAAGAAGCGCGUCAUCCCCCUCAAGAGCGCCAAGAUCCGGCAGAAGGUGGACAGGAGCGUGGAGGGGGCUCAGAGGGCGGCGGCCAUCGCCCGGCAGAAGUCGGAGAUCGCGGCGUCCAGGACAGCUCACGCCAAGGCCAAGGCUGAAGGGUCUGAGCAGGCAGCUCAGGCAGCUAACAACGAGUCGGGUAUAGCCAGGAUGAUGGCCAGGGAGCUCUCCCCAGACUUCUACCAGCCAGGCCCCGAGUACCAGAAGCGGAGGCUGCUGCAGGAGAUCAUAGAGAACACAGAGCACACCAUCAACAUGGAGGAGGCGGCACCACCGCGGCCCGAGGGCGCCCCACCGCCCCCCACACCCCCUGAGAGCCCCCAGCUGCACGAGGAGGACGCGGCCCCCCGCCGCCGCCACAGCCCGGCCCCCAGCCCCGCCGCCACCCCGCCGGAGGCCAAGCGGGCCAAGGCGGCCGCCCGGCAGGACGGAGGCCUGCGGCCAGGCAGCUGGGGCGAGGCGGGCGGCGGGGCCGCCGAUGGUGAGGCCAGGCCGGCCUCGCGGGGCGCGGGGAGGCCGGCGGAGCAGAUGGAGAUCGGGCCGCUGCAGCGCAUGGCACGCGAGCCCGACGUCGAGCACUUCAAGGGCUACCACAGCUACGCCGUCAGGACCUCCUCGGUCUCCCCCACCACAGACUAUGAGGAAGAGCCGUUCCCCGAGCAUGGGCCACCCUCCCCGGAGACCCGGGGGGAGCCCCAGCGGCACGGGGGCACCCCGGUCCCUCCACGGGAGCCGGAGGAGAAGCCGGCGCCGCGAGUGGAGGCCAAGGCAGAGCAGCCGCGGCCAAAGGAGGCCCAGCCGCGGCCCAAAGAGGCAAAGCAGCGCCCCAGCCCCGAGCGCAGGGUGGCGGGCAGGAACGAGCCCGCCGCUGACAGAAAGACUGAGGCCCGGGCACCGGGGAGGACGGAGCACAAGGCAGGGGCCAAGCGGAGCCUGGCCCCGGUGGCAGCGGCACAGGAUGCAGAGGAGUGCGACGAGGGACCUAACACAAUCGUGAUCUGCAUGGUCAUCUUACUGAACAUUGGUCUGGCCAUCCUAUUUGUCCAUUUUUUGACAUGAGGUGCCCUUUGGACAAGGCGUUGCUGCUCUUGGAGACCAGAGACCUUGGCGGGGAUUAAAUCUCAGUCACCCAGAAACACCUAAGAGGAGGACUUGAGAUCCCAAGGUUGCACUGCAAACAUGAAC